UGAAAAGCCAAACCCACAUAAAAUCCUAGACCCCGCUCUCAAAUAUUCUUGGUAUUACAACAAUCUUCUUAUGACCUCUGAUGUGGCCGAUCCAUAUCAACAAAAAGAUCUGAUUACUUAAUCUGCAAAUCGAGUAAGCGAUAACUACCACGAGAAAGAUGUAAUGGUAUGCGUACUAAUCACCAAUCUAGAAAAACACAUCAACUAGCUGGGCUGUUGGUAUAAACGCUGAUGAAUCGACGAGAUCAGUGGUGCAGAACAGGUUUCAGGAUUUGUCUCUCUUUAAUUGUGUAAUAUGUUUUGUUAAAAGUGGCAUACCUCAAGGCUCAAGGCUCAAGGCUCAAGGCUCAAGGCUCAAUGGUUGGCAGUGUAGAUUUUCCUAAAAAGGAUUGGUAAAACCAAUCCUUUCUUUGUUUGGGAAUGGGUCGUAAUAAAACUCAUAAGGGCAAUAAGAAAAUCUGAGUAGCAUUUGAUAUUGACCAUUGAGGGGGCUGAUGAGGCUGAGAUGGUAGUUUCAUCACAUCCAGCUUUAAUACAUAUCCGCCAUUGCAAGACCCUCCAGCAACUUAAGCAAGUCCACGCCCAAGCCAUCACAAGCGGCCUCAUUUCCCUGUUGCCUUCACUGGUGCUCACCAAAAUCCUCUAUACCUCAACCCUCUUUACUCCCUUGCCUUCUCUCCACUACCCAUUAUGCAUCUUCAACCAAAUCCCCAAUCCUUCAACUUUCUGUUACAACACAAUGAUCCGUCUCUACACACUCCUCUCUUCCCCUCUCUCUGCCCUCUUCCUGUUCGUCAAAAUGAGUCGCCUCUGUAUACCCCCUGAUACCCACACCUUCCCUUUUGCACUCAAGGCAUGUGCACGCAUCAAUGCAAUUUCUCUCGGCCAGACCCUCCAUUCACAAACCAUCAAGUUCGGGGUUCGUCCAGAUCUCUUUGUCCAAAACACCUUGAUUCAUUUGUACUCUAAUUCGAGUUUGAUGAUUGAUGCUUACCAACUGUUCGAUGAAAGUUCCAGUCGGGACGUUGUUUCUUACAACACAUUGAUUGAUGGGUUUGUCAAGGCUGGCGAGGUAGGCCGAGCAAGAGACAUUUUUGAUUCGAUGCCCGCAAGAGACGCUAUUUCCUGGGGUACCCUCUUGGCGGGAUAUGCCCAGAUGAACCAAUGCAAGGAAGCGAUUGAACUCUUUGAUCAGAUGCUUGAUUUGGGGGUGAAGCCUGACAACAUUGCAUUGGUUUCGGCUCUCUCUGCUUGUGCGCAAAUUGGGGCCCUGGAACAGGGGAAAGCAAUUCAUAACUACAUAGACCGAAACAGUGAUGGACUUGAUAAUUUCUUGGCAACUGCUCUGGUGGACAUGUAUGCCAAAUGCGGUUGUGUUGGAAUUGCUAGAGAAAUCUUUGAUUCGAGCCCAGAUAGGAACUUGUUUACAUGGAAUGCCAUGGUUAUUGGGCUUGCCAUGCAUGGGGAAGGUGAACUAGCUUUAGAGUAUUUAUCCAGGAUGAAGGAGGCUGGCAUUAGACCUGAUGGGGUUAGCUUCUUGGGUGUCUUGGUGGGUUGUAGCCAUGCUGGUCUGGUGAAUGAAGCCCGACGGCUUUUCAAUGAAAUGGAAAGCAUCUAUAUGGUUCGACGUGAGCUCAAGCACUAUGGUUGCAUGAGUGAUCUGUUAGGGCGAGCUGGUUUGAUUGAGGAAACUUUGCAGAUGAUAGAGGCAAUGCCAAUGAAAGGUGAUUUGUUUGUGUGGGGUGGUUUACUUGGUGCUUGUAGGCUCCAUGGGAAUGUUAAGAUUGCAGAGAUUGCGGCGAAGCAGAUAAUUGAAUUGGACCCAGAAGAUGGUGGUGUGUAUUCAAUCAUGGCAAAUAUCUAUGCCAACGCGAAAAGGUGGGAAGAUGUCUCAAGGGUGAGAAGGUUGAUGAAUGUUAAGAGGCUUAAGAAAAAUGCUGGUUGUAGCUUGAUUCAAGUGGGUGGGAUGAUCCAUGAAUUUGUUGCCGGGGAGAGGCGGCAUCCUCAGGUUGAUGACAUCUACUGGGUUUUGGAUGGAAUUGAAAGUCAACAAAAGUUGGAAGCGUGAUAGAAUCCAAGUGCCCAAAGCCUAGAGCAAGAGUAGAAGCAUGAGAGUUCUAAAGACCAUACGUAACUAUUUGCAUGUACAGUGGAUUUUAAGCUUAAAUCAAAUUGAAAAUUGAAGAUAAAUAAGGGGAAGCACUUCUGAUGGUCGACCCAAUAUUUUUUGAAGCUUAUCCUCACUCCAUGCGAGUCAAGUUUGAAGUCAAUGACAUAAAUGACGGUAUUCAGGCCAAAGGCCUGAUUAGCCCCGUGGGUCCAUACUGACUCCACAAUCACAUGGAUUAGAUCAUAUUGGGGUUGAAUGACAAUUAUUAUUAUUAUUAUUAUUAUCAAAUGGCUCUGUUUUUUAAUGACUCCCUAAAUGGUUCACCAUUUUGAGCAACAUGGACAAAUGAUGUACCAAUUAU
Molecule: messenger RNA, 2471 nt
Organism: Macadamia integrifolia
Lineage: Eukaryota; Viridiplantae; Streptophyta; Magnoliopsida; Proteales; Proteaceae
Product: pentatricopeptide repeat-containing protein At5g61800
Exons: 1
Coding region: 506-2068 (520 amino acids)
Biological process (GO): RNA modification
Molecular function (GO): protein binding; RNA binding
Source: RefSeq, a predicted model, not a curated record